Messenger RNA from Blastomyces gilchristii SLH14081, 273 nucleotides. RefSeq lists its product as uncharacterized. The record is from RefSeq and is a predicted model, not a curated record. NCBI's taxonomy places the organism in Eukaryota, Fungi, Ascomycota, Eurotiomycetes, Onygenales, Ajellomycetaceae. The transcript has a single exon. The coding region runs from base 1 to 273 and encodes 90 amino acids.
AUGAGGUCAUACACCACUGUAUUGGCCGGGGGGGGGGGCGGCGUCGCAACAGUGAUGAGGGGGACAGAGGACAGACUGGACACAGAUGAACUGAUCAGCAGAAGAAAUGACACCUCACUGCAAGACACAGUGACUACCACCACAGCUGCAAAAGAAGCAGGAGAAGAAGAAGGUGUGACAAUGAGAGCAGUGCUCCCGCGGCUCAUUGACACUGCUGCCUUCACCUUCAACCUGGCUUUCUUGGUGGUCACAGAGGCCGCCGCUGCACCAUGA